AUGGGUCCGGGUUUGGCCUUCAUUGCGUACCCGAUGGCGGUCAGUCUGAUGCCGGUGGCUCCUCUCUGGGCGGCGCUCUUCUUCUUCAUGCUGCUGCUGCUGGGACUGGACAGUCAGUUUGUCGGUGUGGAGGGUUUUGUCACUGGAAUUCUGGACGUGUUUCCUGGAAAGCACCACCAUCGCUACAAACGGGAGAUCUCUGUGGCAAUAUGCUGUUUGCUGUGCUUCAUUAUAGACCUCUCCAUGGUGACCCAGGGAGGGAUGUAUGUCUUCCAACUGUUUGACUACUAUUCGGCCAGCGGGAUGACACUGCUGUGGCAGGCAUUCUGGGAAUGCAUAGUAGUUGCCUGGGUCUACGGUGCCGACCGCUUCAUGGACGAUGUGGCCCGUAUGAUUGGCUACCGGCCUUUCCCCUGGAUGAAGUGGUGCUGGUCCUUUAUAACUCCAUGCGUGUGCAUGGGCAUCUUUCUGUUCCACCUCGUUAACUACAAGCCGCUGACCUACAACAACGUGUACGUGUACCCGUGGUGGGGCGAGGUGAUUGGCUGGUGUAUGGCGCUGUCCUCCAUGCUCUGCAUCCCCAUCAGCCUCCUCUACAAACUCUUCAGAGCCAAGGGAACCUUCAAAGAGCGCUGGGCCCACCUGACCACUCCGGUGUGGGGGGUCCACCACCUGGAGUACAUGGCCCCCGACAUCAAGUCCCUGACCUCGCUGUCCCCCGGCACCGACGACAACAAGGUCAUCAUCUUUGAGAGCGUCAUGUAGGCGGGACUCCGCCGAUCACAGCGCUCCAUCUCCAUCCGUCCCACCUGUGACAAGAUGGCCGACACCCGACCUCCAGACUUACCUCCACCCGGCACCCGGCCUCAGAGUGGACCUCCCCUCUCCCUGGUCGGUCUGUCUCCUCUGCUCCACCAAACGUCAGCCGGACCAAAGCUUCCCUCUUUUCCAGAUGAACUAAAUUUGUGAUUAAAACCAGCAGCUCACCGAGUUCUUUCCCCGCAGAGGGCGUCGCUUCGUCGACGUCUCAAUAAAGGACGAAAUGUUCCCACAACACGUCAAAGAGCACGAGAGGAGGACCUGGAGGCUGGACUUCCUCCAUGUUGAAUGAAGGCUGCAAUCUU
Messenger RNA from Micropterus dolomieu (smallmouth bass), 1124 nucleotides. Its product is annotated as sodium- and chloride-dependent creatine transporter 1-like. Bases 1 to 765 code for a protein of 254 amino acids. The transcript is spliced from 7 exons. NCBI's taxonomy places the organism in Eukaryota, Metazoa, Chordata, Actinopteri, Centrarchiformes, Centrarchidae. Gene Ontology annotation, cellular component: membrane. Gene Ontology annotation, biological process: sodium ion transmembrane transport. The record is from RefSeq and is a predicted model, not a curated record.